Molecule: messenger RNA, 817 nt
Organism: Pteronotus mesoamericanus
Lineage: Eukaryota; Metazoa; Chordata; Mammalia; Chiroptera; Mormoopidae
Gene: PGAM2
Product: phosphoglycerate mutase 2
Exons: 3
Coding region: 17-778 (253 amino acids)
Biological process (GO): glycolytic process
Molecular function (GO): intramolecular phosphotransferase activity
Source: RefSeq, a predicted model, not a curated record
GCCCCCUGCCGCAGCCAUGUCCACCCACCGCCUCGUGAUGGUCCGGCACGGCGAGAGCACCUGGAACCAGGAGAACCGCUUCUGCGGCUGGUUCGAUGCCGAGCUGAGUGAGAAGGGGGCCCAGGAGGCCCAGAGGGGGGCCCAGGCCAUCAAGGAGGCCAAGAUGGAGUUCGACAUCUGCUACACGUCAGUGCUGAAGAGGGCCAUCCGCACCCUCUGGACCAUCCUGGACGGCACGGACCAGAUGUGGCUGCCCGUGGUGCGCACCUGGCGGCUCAACGAGCGGCACUACGGGGGCCUGACGGGCCUCAACAAGGCGGAGACGGCCGCCAAGCACGGCGAGGAGCAGGUGAAGAUCUGGAGGCGCUCCUUCGACAUCCCGCCGCCCCCCAUGGACGAGAAGCACCCCUACUACAGUGUCAUCAGCAAGGAGCGUCGGUACGCGGGCCUGAAGCCCGGGGAGCUGCCCACCUGCGAGAGCCUCAAGGACACCAUCGCCCGGGCCCUGCCCUUCUGGAAUGAGCAGAUCGCGCCCCAGAUCAAGGCUGGCAAGAGAGUGCUCAUUGCAGCCCACGGCAACAGCCUGCGGGGCAUCGUCAAGCACCUGGAAGGGCUGUCCGACCAGGCCAUCAUGGAGCUGAACCUGCCCACGGGGAUCCCCAUUGUGUACGAGCUGGACCAGGCACUGAAGCCCACCAAGCCCAUGCGGUUCCUGGGCGACGAGGAGACUGUGCGCAAGGCCAUGGAGGCUGUGGCCGCCCAGGGCAAGGCCAAGUGACACGUGGGCUCUGGCAAUAAAGGCACCUACUCCCUCGGA